Messenger RNA from Chiloscyllium plagiosum (whitespotted bambooshark), 1841 nucleotides. RefSeq names its product aminomethyltransferase (gene amt). NCBI's taxonomy places the organism in Eukaryota, Metazoa, Chordata, Chondrichthyes, Orectolobiformes, Hemiscylliidae. Gene Ontology annotation, cellular component: mitochondrion; glycine cleavage complex. Gene Ontology annotation, biological process: glycine catabolic process. Gene Ontology annotation, molecular function: aminomethyltransferase activity; protein binding. The record is from RefSeq and is a predicted model, not a curated record.
GGUAGGAUUAGCGCAGGCGCAUUGUGUAGGAGUGGGAUCGGAGAUGCUGGUGGCUGGAGCUCGGUUCGGAGCCCGGCUCCGUCUGCAGCCUGAGGCCGUCAGACGGUUACAUCGCAACUACAGUCAGGACCAUGGCGGCACGGAAUCGCUAAAGAAGACGGUACUAUAUGAAUUCCAUCGGAAUAAUGGAGCUCGGAUGGUGGAAUUUGCGGGGUGGAGUAUGCCUGUGCAGUACAAGGAAAGUCACAUCAGCUCACACUUGCACACUCGCCAGCACUGCUCAUUAUUUGAUGUAUCCCAUAUGUUGCAGAGCAAGGUGAUGGGGAAGGAUCGAGUGAAAUUCAUGGAGAGUUUGAUCGUUGGGGACAUUGCUGAGCUGAAAGAUAACCAGGGUACGCUGUCACUCUUCACCAAUGAAAAGGGAGGGAUAAAGGACGAUCUGAUAGUGACUCGGACUUCAGAUGAAUAUCUGUACAUUGUAUCGAAUGCUGGCUGUGCUGACAAAGACUCUGCCCACAUGAAGGAGAGACUGGCUGAGUUCAGAGCUGCUGGAAAUGAUGCUGACCUGGAGUUUUUAGAGGCGGGAUUGAUAGCGCUGCAAGGUCCAUCUGCAGCGCAAGUACUCCAGGAGGGUGUGUCUGAUGACCUUCAGAAGCUGCCGUUCAUGUGGAGUGCCAUGAUGACUGUAUUUGGGGUGCCAGGCUGCAGAGUGACUCGUUGUGGCUACACUGGAGAAGAUGGAGUGGAGAUCUCGGUCCCUAUUGAGCGCACAGUGGAACUAGCAGAAUCGCUGUUGAAGAACAGUGAGGUGAAACUCGCUGGACUUGGAUCGAGGGAUAGUUUACGCCUGGAGGCUGGACUUUGUCUUUAUGGAAAUGACAUUGAUGAGACCACCACUCCAGUGGAAGCGACACUUUUAUGGACCAUAGGAAAGCGGCGGAGAGCUGCCGCAGACUUCCCCGGAGCUGGGAUCAUCUUGAGACAGAUCAAAGAGAAAACUAAACGGAAACGAGUGGGUCUGAUGUCGGCUGGGCCCCCAGUCAGGCAGCACACGCCAAUUUUGAACCUUGACGGAAAAGUCAUUGGGGAGGUGACCAGCGGAUGCCCCUCUCCUUGUCUGAAACAGAACAUUGCCAUGGGAUAUGUGGAUACGGAGUACAGCAAGCCAGGCACUCCAAUAAAGGUGGAGGUUCGGAAGAAGAUAGUGGAUGCCACUGUCUCCAAGAUGCCCUUUGUACCAUCUAAAUACUACACUGUGAAGUGACUGUCUCAUUUUCAGAUUGAGUGAAAUGAACGCUUUGAAGAAGAUGACCAGAUUUAAUUAGGACUUUUAUAUUUUUAUGAUUAUUUUGUAUCUGUCUUUGGUUUACAAAGGUUAGCUGUUGACUUGUUCUGAUCCCCUAUCCUGCUGUGAUAGAAUGUUGUGUGCGUUUUCAGAAGGAUGGAUGAAAUUGCAUUUAAUGAAGAACAUGGGGAGGUCAUUGUUCAUUGCUGUCUAGAUUUGGGCCUUGCUCCAUUCAGCUGAUCAGCAAUCAUUUCUGUUCACGAAUCCAUACUGCAACUUGACAGCAAGGCCUACAGACGGUCAAUAAACACCACUCUUAACUGAGUAGAUCAACACCUUUCCUAUUGCAAUGGCAGAGAUCUGUGUACGAAGGCCUCAAGUUGUAGGUAGGAUUCUUCAUCCAGGCCUUCAAUUUGGGGAGCCAUGUGGGGGAGUGGUUUUUGUUUUACAUCCACUGCCUCUUUGACCAUGUGUGGCACGGUGGCUCAGUGGUUAGCACUGCUGCCUCACAGCGCCAGGGACCCAGGUUCAAUUCCACCCUCAGAUGACUGUUUGU